Molecule: messenger RNA, 1375 nt
Organism: Meloidogyne enterolobii
Lineage: Eukaryota; Metazoa; Nematoda; Chromadorea; Rhabditida; Meloidogynidae
Source: the annotation of a GenBank genome assembly
AUGCACAUAAAUUUAUAUGAAUUCACUAUACCAGCAACUGCAGAGCCCGGCACAAUUAUUGGCCAGGUUCAUGCUUUUGAUCAAGACAUUACUUCUCCAAAUAAUAAAUUAUUUUAUUACAUUAUUCCAAAAAAGAAUAAUUCCUCAAUUAACUCCAUCAAUGCGGAACAAUUUUUUUCUUUAAAUUCCCAAACUGGACAAUUAAAAACAAUUUCAAAUUUAAAAAAUUUUGCUGGAAGAAUUUUAAGAUUUAGAAUUCAAGUUGUGGAUGGAGGUGUUGAUGGAAAUAAAUUAAAUAGUACAGCUGAAAUAGCUGUACACUUGGAGGGAAUUAGAAGGCAUGAAGAAAAGAAAGUGUUACCAACAACAACAACAAUAUCUUGGCAAGGAGUUGAAGAGGUAGAUGAGGAAGAAGAAGAUGAGGAAAAUGAAGAAGAGAAGGAAAAACAACAAGAAGAACAAUUAAAAGAAAACCAACAAAAUAAUAAUAAAUUAUUUUCUUCUACAGAAAAAACAACAAAAAAAUAUUUAAAAACAACAAUAGAAGAAUCAAAUAUUGAAAAUAAAAAUACUUCUAUUUCUUCUUCAACUUCUCCAAAUCAUCAAAACAAAAUUAAAUUUUCGAGUCAUUAUUUUAAUUCUUCAAUAAUGGAAGGAACUCGCCCGCCUGUUUUUCUUACAAUUUUACCUGUUAUUAAUAAACCGAGUGAUACUCGUUUUACAAUUUGUGCAAUUAGAACAGGAAAUUUAAGAGGGGCAUUUAGUGUUGCUCAAAAUGGUGAAGGAAAUUGUGAAUUAAGAACACAAAUGCAACUUGACCGUGAAGCUAUUCCAAAUUAUUUAUUAAAUAUUACUGUCGAAAAUGGAGGUCAACAAGAUUGGACAUUGGCUAAUAUUUCUGUUUUGGAUGUUAAUGACAAUAAACCAAAAUUUGUUUUUAAUAAAAUUGGAGGAGAAAGAAAAAAUGAAAAGUUGGGGACUGAAGAAAGCUUUUUUGCUGUUUUGCCUAUUGAAACAAUGGCUAAUCAACGAUUUUAUAAAAUAACUGCAGAGGACGGAGAUGAACCUGGAAAUGGAAAUAGUUUAAUUAAUUAUUCAAUUGAUACUGAAGAGGCAACACAAGGUGAAGCAGGGAAUUUAUUUGGUAUUGAUCCACAAAGUGGAGAGUUAUGGCCAAAGAAGGGGGCUGACGAAUUGGCACAAAUUUCGAAGAAAAACUUUUUUAGGAUUACGGUAAUUUUUGAAAAUUUAAGAAUAAAAUAAUUAAUUAGGUAAUUGCUUGUGACAACCCUGGAGAACAAAAAAGACGUCUUUGUUCACGUGCCACUGUCUCAAUUUCCAUAUUAGAUGAUCGGCAUAGAUUUGUCUUAAUUUU